CAAAACAAGCAGACCCGAGCGUCAUCAUCAUGUCAUUGAACGACUUGAUCAACCCUUUAUCGCUACAGAUACCAGUACUCUCUCAUCACAGUAGACUACUACACAACUCUACUCUUCUCAAACCCACUCACACGCAAACCCUAUUUCACCAUGGCUCUCAACCCCUUUCUCCAAAACAAAAACAUCUCGACCCCCAUGAACGACAAGGUCUCCAGAACGCCUUCGCCGACCAUCUCUCCUAUGCAUGACCCUAGGCAGAAGAAGGCAGUCGUACAACCUCCCAACAAGGUGCUGGGUGCUGUGAACCCCAACCCGGUCAUCCCCGGUCAGAACACCACUCCAUCAGGCGAACAGGUCUACCAACAAGGACUCGGUCAAAAGGCUCUUCUCGCCAAGAGGUUCGCCAAAGCCAACAAACCCUCUUUGGUAUCUCCUACCGACCAGAUGCAAUCCCCCUGCUCCCAAAAGCUCGCAGGUGCGAAGAAGAGGCAUUUCGUCAAGGGCAAGCCCGUCUCCCUAGCAUCUUCGUUCUUGGCCGCUCAGUCAUCACCAGCGGGGAAAUCCGUCCGAUCGGAACAGGAGCACGAUGAGAACGUCGACAUGUCAUGAUCCGGCGC
This is a messenger RNA of Filobasidium floriforme, 617 nucleotides long. RefSeq lists its product as uncharacterized. Bases 151 to 609 code for a protein of 152 amino acids. Lineage: Eukaryota; Fungi; Basidiomycota; Tremellomycetes; Filobasidiales; Filobasidiaceae. The transcript has 4 exons. The record is from RefSeq and is a predicted model, not a curated record.